Molecule: messenger RNA, 408 nt
Organism: Besnoitia besnoiti
Lineage: Eukaryota; Apicomplexa; Conoidasida; Eucoccidiorida; Sarcocystidae
Exons: 1
Coding region: 1-408 (135 amino acids)
Source: RefSeq, a predicted model, not a curated record
AUGGCGAUCUUUUCGGCUGUUCUGAUCCUCUUUGGGGCCACUACCUGCUUUGCCACCGCACAAUCUAGCAGGUCAGAGAGGAUUCUUGGCGAAUGGUCAAAGGAGGAACUCCGGCCAGCGACGGUCCUUGGACAAAUCAGUACUCACCACCAGCCACAUUCCCUCCGCGGCAUAUGGCCACACUUUGCAGAGCAAGCGCCACAAGUCCGAGCAGCUCUAGUUAACGCCGACAGUGCAGCUGCAGGGGGAGUGACAACAACGGAUGUAGCUCCACUACGUCCAGCGAAGGAUGACGCAGCUGCCAGCGAGCCAUCCCCCGCCAACGACUAUCUCAUAGUUCCGCACACUCGAACCUACUGCGAAGGGAAGUCAAUUUUGCUUGCGGAGGACGCUUCAACAGUAGGCUGA